This is a messenger RNA of Elephantulus edwardii (Cape elephant shrew), 867 nucleotides long. It is a transcript of the gene CD8A, whose product is annotated as CD8a molecule. Lineage: Eukaryota; Metazoa; Chordata; Mammalia; Macroscelidea; Macroscelididae. The coding region runs from base 1 to 867 and encodes 288 amino acids. The record is from RefSeq and is a predicted model, not a curated record. The transcript is spliced from 6 exons.
AUGAGAACCACAGAAAAGAGGGCCACUCUAGGUUGGGGCGUGAGUGACAUCACAUCCUCUGCGAGCGCAUUUGGGCGUCUGGCCCAAGGGCGUGCCCCGCCCCACCCGGGCAUGCUCCUCCUGGACUCAGAGCUCCGCGCUAGGCGCACCAUGGCCCGGCCAGUGACCGCCCUGUUCCCAGUAACCGCCCUGCUCCUGCCGCUGGCCAUUCUGCCUAAUGCCACCACGUCCCAGGGGUCUAAGGCCUUCCGGAUGUCCCCGACGAAGGUGGAGGGGGCCCUGGACCAGACCGUGGAGCUGCAGUGCGAGGUGCUGCUGACCAAUCCGAGCUCGGGGUGCUCGUGGCUGAUGCAACGGCAUGGUGGACCCCCCACCUUCCUCGCAUACACCUCGAACUACCGCAAGCAUCAGGAGGGCGAGCACUUCUCGGCCAACACGUUGGGCUCGAAUACCUACAAGCUCACGGUGCGGAAAUUCCGCGACGAGGACCAGGGCCACUACUUCUGCUCGGUCACCAGCAACUCCGUGAUGCACUUCAGCCCCUUCGUGCCGGUGUUCCUCCCAGAGAAGCCUACCACGAGACCACCGCGCUCACCGACACCAGCGCCCACUAAUGGGUCGAAGUCACAGUCUCCGCACCCCAAAGAUUGCUGGCCCCCCUCGGGAGGCGCAGUGGAAGCAAUAGGACUUGAUUUCACCUGUGACCUCUACAUCUGGGCUCCCCUGGCCGGCACGUGUGCGGUCCUUCUCCUGUCCCUGGUCAUUAUUGUCGUCUACAACCACAGAAACCGAAGACGUGUUUGCAAAUGUCCGAGGCCCCAGGUCAGACAGGGAGGCAAGCCCAACACUUCUGAGAGGUAUGUCUAG